CACAGAAGUGUCACCAAAGGGGAACUAGAUUUGAAUUGCAUAAUUGAAUUUUGUAUUUAUCUUUAUUAAUAAUAUUUUAAUGAUAUCUUUAUGAAUAAAAGUCACUCUUAUUUUCCAUAUAUUUGAAACUAAAAGCAUGGAACUACCCCGAAAAAUAAUUGGUUCUUUGAGCCAAUUCUGGAAGAUCAAUGUGUAAGCGAUUUUAGAGUGGCCUAAUUUAUCCCUCGCUAAGUUAGGGAAAUAAUUUUAUUGCACAUUUUGUUUGAUUUAGUUUAGACCUUAAACAGCUGUUUAUUCUGUAGAAAAGCUUGUUUUUGUUAGUAUUAGUUUAGAAAAAGGAAGACAUAGACGUGAGUCCAAAGCCACCACAACACAACAAUGCGAGUACCCAAAGCACUUAAUCCAAGACUCCAAAAGCAGCUUUUAUUAAGAUUUGGAGUAUACGAAAAGGUAUAUCCCGUUGAGACAACUCCGAGCAGAACAGUCCCAGACCACAUUGAGAAGCCGGAGUAUGUAUUACAGAAACAGCCAAUGGUGUUGCCAGACAAAGCGGAAGUUAAAGAUGUCAAUCAGUUGCGUGGAAUGAGAAGAAGUUGCAAGCUGGCUGCUAAUAUAUUAGCUCAUGUUCAGAAGAAUAUCUAUCCAGGAAUAACUACAGACGAAAUAGAUGGACUGGUACACAAGUUAACAGUGGAAGCCGGAGCAUAUCCAUCCCCAUUGCAUUAUAAAGGCUUUCCAAAAAGCGUGUGCACCUCUGUGAACAAUGUAGCAGUACAUGGCAUACCCGACCUGAGGCCGCUACAGGAUGGUGACAUUAUUAAUGUUGAUAUAACGGUUUUCUUUAAAGGGUUCCACGGAGACUGUUCUAAGACCUUUCCUGUUGGAAAAGUUGAUGACCGAGGAUUAGAGCUUAUCAGCGUUACGGAAGAGUGCCUCAAUAUUGCAAUCAAAACUUGUGGUCCAGAGGUGCCAUUUAGCGAAAUAGGAGCAUCGAUAUUUAGACAUUCAAAAAGAAAUGGGCUGACAGUGCUGCCUGCUUUCAUAGGCCACGGUAUUGGCCGAUAUUUCCAUGGCCCCCCAGACAUUUACCACACACUAAACCGUUACCCCGGCCGGAUGAGGCCAGGUAUGACCUUCACCAUCGAGCCCGUGUUGUCGCACGGUAGCAAGCACACGCUGAUACUGCCCGAUGGGUGGACGGUGGUCACAGAAGACGGGGCUAGGAGCGCUCAAGCGGAACAUACAGUUCUAGUCACUGAGGAUGGUGCCGAGAUCCUUACCAAGUAGUGCAAUAUUUUUGUUGAUUUAUUAAUGUUAUGUACUCACCAGCUCACCACUCUUGCCUAUAGAUAGGCAAAGAAAUAGUACAGUCCACACGCGAGCUCCGAGGAAUCGAAAUGAAGGCCCGCCGGUCGGGUCGGCUCUCGCGUCAGAUGGUCCCUAUGAACCUUUGACAGUUCCUUCGUCUCCUUUAAUUGGGACCUUAUUUUAAUAUGUAUAUAUAUAUAUAUAUAUAUAUAUAUAUAUAUAUACAUAUUACUGUACUUUAAUUAAAUGUUAAUAAUAUUUCUAAACAAACGAAUAUCCAAAACUUCCAAAAAAAUGUCUACAAACAUUUUACGUGACAGCUACUCCAUAUAAAAAUUAACUGUCAUAGUUACCAUCUUUCGAUGCGAGAAGUUUGAUUCUCGGGAGUUCUCGCGCGGUAAUGAACGAUGACCUACCGCGAACCAUUUCUUUCGUAAUCGUUCGUUCGUCUAUUUGUCUCUCAAAUAGGUACCUAUGCAAGGGUGAUAGAGAUAACGAAAAUUUAAUUUUCGCCGUAGGCCCUCUGUACUCAUAGUACCUGAACUGUUAAAUUUGACAGUGAGAUUUGCACAAAGACGAGAGGUCUGAAAUGUAUGUUGAAAUUAGGUUAAUAUAUGAUACCAAAACUGGCAAUAAAUCAUACCAAUUAUUUUAGUGCAAUUGUAAGAAUGUAGUUGUACUUUGUUACCUAUAUAUACUUGUUGUAUGCCUACGUAGCAUUCAUAGCCAAUUUUAUGUAAAUAAAACCACAAAGAUUAG
Cydia strobilella is the source of this 2067-nucleotide messenger RNA. RefSeq names its product methionine aminopeptidase 1D, mitochondrial. Gene Ontology annotation, cellular component: mitochondrion. NCBI's taxonomy places the organism in Eukaryota, Metazoa, Arthropoda, Insecta, Lepidoptera, Tortricidae. Bases 379 to 1287 code for a protein of 302 amino acids. Gene Ontology annotation, molecular function: metalloaminopeptidase activity. Gene Ontology annotation, biological process: proteolysis. The transcript has 6 exons. The record is from RefSeq and is a predicted model, not a curated record.